Molecule: messenger RNA, 1302 nt
Organism: Rhodofomes roseus
Lineage: Eukaryota; Fungi; Basidiomycota; Agaricomycetes; Polyporales; Fomitopsidaceae
Product: mitochondrial carrier
Exons: 11
Coding region: 194-1123 (309 amino acids)
Biological process (GO): transport
Molecular function (GO): transmembrane transporter activity
Source: RefSeq, a predicted model, not a curated record
CGGCUGCCCGUGCCUUCGCACAUCAACAGCUGCAGUGUCUGCGGUGUCCUAGUGCCAGGCCUCUGAAGUUUGGAGCAUCCGAGACACGACGAUACUGCACAGAACAGGGCUUGCUAAUCUGAGUCACUGUCUUCAGGGAGGGAAAGAAACCUUGCUAUCGAAAAGUUGGCACACGCCUUCGCCUUCAAGUUGUAUGGCCUCGGAAUCAUCUAGUAGCCACGGACAUGUGCGCCUUGUAGGAGCUGUAGCAGGCGUCGGGAGCGGAUUAACAAAGGUAGCAGUUGGACACGGAUUCGAUACCAUCAAGACACGACUACAAUGUUCACCCCCUGGUACUUAUCGCGGAGCUGUCGACUGCAUGCUCAGGAUCGUGCGAAAUGAAUCCAUAUUCGCACUAUACAAGGGUGCAACUCCACCAGCCGUGGCCUGGGCAGUCAUUGACUCUGUCCUUCUCGGCUCAUUGCACAACUACCGGCUGUUCCUCACCAGGCAUGGGAUGACAGAGACAGUACCCGAGAGCGGCACUCAAAGGCUUACUAUAGCGGGGCAUACGGUUGCAGGCCUUUUCGCAGGACUCACAAGUGCGUUUCUGGCGACGCCCAUGGAGCAUCUCAAAGUCAAGCUGCAGAUGCAAUCCCAGAGGUCUGUAGCCGACAGACUGUAUAAGGGGCCUAUCGACUGCAUCCGGCAAAUCGUACACAGUCAAGGCGUUCCUGGACUGUGGACGGGCUUCACCGGUAGCCUUGCCUUCCGGAGCAAUUUUGCCUGGCUCUUCGGGUCCUACGAGGUCUUCAUGCGUGGAUUCUCGAGACUGCAAGGAACGGCGUAUGAGAUUAAUACGCCGACGGCGAACUUCCUCUCAGGAGGCCUGGGCGCGUUCGCGUUCUGGAUCAUGGGCAUCCCAGCGGAUAAUAUUAAAAAUCGAAUGAUGGCGUUGCCUCACACAGGCGCGCGGCCGUCGUUCCUCGCGACUGUCCGUCAUAUACACGCGUCAGAGGGAUUCAAGGGCUACUAUCGUGGCCUCGGGCCCUCCCUGCUGCGUGCAUUCCCCGUGAACGCCUCUGCGCUCUGGGUCUACGAAGGUCUCAUGCGCCUCCUCGGUGCCGAGAAGACGAGGCAUUGAGCGGGGAGACAGUUGGCAUCAUUCUCAUGUAGCUGCGGUCACUCACCCUCGUUGCUAUGAGAAACAUGAAACUCUUGCACAAUUCACACCACGGAUCCCUGCACCGCUAUUGCCAAGGAAUACUCACUAUCUGUUUCUGUCCAAGUCAAGUCCAAGUUCUGCAUUUUCUUUCAUUGCGU